Molecule: messenger RNA, 2095 nt
Organism: Phragmites australis (common reed)
Lineage: Eukaryota; Viridiplantae; Streptophyta; Magnoliopsida; Poales; Poaceae
Product: importin subunit alpha-2-like
Exons: 11
Coding region: 107-1690 (527 amino acids)
Biological process (GO): NLS-bearing protein import into nucleus
Cellular component (GO): nucleus; cytoplasm
Molecular function (GO): protein binding; nuclear import signal receptor activity
Source: RefSeq, a predicted model, not a curated record
UUUAUUCCAUCACCAGCCUUCAUUGCAGGUCACAGCCUACGGAGAGAGAAGUGGGGAAAAAGAACUCGCAGACGCAGCCGUGGAGCUCCGCCGCCGAAGCCAAGAGAUGGCCGACGGCAGCGCCUCCGCCUCGCCGUCCUCUUCUUCUCCGACCCAGAACCACCACCGCGACGCCAUCAAGUCCUCAGUGCAUAAUACAGCAGCUAGCCGGAGGCGGGACCAAGCUGUAGCAAUUGGGAAGGAAAGAAGGGAAGCCUUGAUGCGUGCAAAGCGUGUAUGUCGAGCUCCUCUUUCUGGCAGUGAUGAGGCUGCAGUGGAAGAAGGUGAUAUGGUUAUUGAUGAGGAGAAAGCAGGUCUUGAGGCAAGAACGGCUCAAGCUGUUGAAGAAUUGAGAUCUGCUUUGUCAAGCCAGGGGAAAAGGGCUCAGAAGAAGACGGAAGUGCUUCGUGCUUUAAGGCGUUUGUUGUCACAGUCUGAAGUACCUCCUGUUGAAGCAGCAAUUAAAGCUGGAGCAGUCCCUCUUCUAGUGCAGUCUCUGUCCUUUGGAUCACCAGAUGAACAGUUGCUAGAGGCAGCUUGGUGCCUUACAAACAUAGCAGCGGGGGAACCAGAAGAAACUAAAUCCUUACUGCCUGCCCUACCAUUGCUCAUUGCUCACCUUGGUGAGAAGAGCUCCACACUUGUCACGGAGCAAUGUGCAUGGGCCGUUGGUAAUGUUGCUGGUGAAGGAGCAGACCUGAGAAACAAAUUACUCGCUCAAGGUGCAUUGUGGCCUCUUGUCCGUUUAAUGCUGUCAAACAAGGGUUCUACAGCAAGAACUGCUGCUUGGGCAUUGUCAAAUCUUAUCAAGGGGCCUGAUCCCAAGGCUGCGAAUGAGCUUAUCAGCAUUGACGGUGUGCUAAAUACAAUCAUAUGGAACUUGGAGAAAGCGGAUGACGAGCUAGCAACUGAGGUGGCUUGGGUAGUGGUCUAUCUUUCAGCACUUUCAGAAAAAGCUAUCAGCCUAAUAGUGAAAAGUUCUGUGCCACAGUUGCUGAUUGGACGCCUCCUAGCAUCUGAGAACUUGCAGUUGCUCAUUCCGGUACUUCGUGGUUUGGGAAAUCUAGUAGCUGGUGAUGGAUACAUGGUUGAUUCUGUUCUAAUGGUUGGAAACAGUAUCACAGAUCAAGCCUUAUCAAGUCUUAUAAAGUGUUCAAAGAGUGACAAUAGGGUUCUAAAAAAGGAAGCAGCAUGGGCAAUGUCAAAUAUAGCAGCAGGCAGUUUGGAGCACAAGAAAUUGAUUUUUGCCAGUGAAGCAACGCCUUUGCUGAUACACCUCCUUACGACUGCACAAUUUGACAUUCGUAGAGAAGCAGCAUACACCCUGGGCAAUCUGUGUGUUGUCCCAGCAGGAAGUGCUGAUCCCCCAAACAUUAUUGUGGAACAUCUAGUAGCUGUCAUAAAUGGCGGAGCCCUUCCAGGAUUUGUAAAUUUGGUCAGAUCUGCUGAUAUAGAGAGUGCAAGACUUGGGCUUCAGUUCCUGGAACUGGUGAUGAGGGGAUUCCCCAACGGUCAAGGCCCAAAGCUUGUGGAGAUGGAGGAUGGCAUCGAGGCUAUGGAGAGGUUUCAGUUCCAUGAGAACGAGCUGAUGAGGAAUAUGGCCAAUGGGCUGGUUGACAAAUACUUUGGCGAAGACUAUGGCCUCGAGUGAGUUCCUCCUGCCAUUCCUACAUCUGGGCGAACUUUCUGUUCAUGGGUUCAAAAUGUGGAACAAAUUUCACAAUCCUUGGACAGAAGGACGUGUAAAAUCAGCAUGGUUGCCAUGUAAUCUAGCCCUUGAUAACGACGUAUCGGAUGCUGUACUUGGAAUGUGAAUGUGUAAAAUGACUGACCUAUGGAUAGUACAAGGUAACUGUUGAUAAGCUUUGACAUGUUGUAUAAUAAGAGAACUGCCUGUUUCCCUUGGGCGGCGUCGUGCGGCCAUUUUGCCAAAGUAAUUUGAAAUUUGAACAAAUUGGUGCGAUAGCUAGUUGUACGGGUGCGUGUGUGUGUGUAUGCCACAAUUGUAAUUAUCAACCGUUUAAACGUUUGUUGUAAGUGGUCGUAUGAUUACUUC